CGCUCAGGAGCUGUUUCGCCAGUUUUUAUUAAUAAAAACAAAAUACGUCAAUACAUGCAUGUAUUGCACAAGAUAACGAAAGAACAAAUACUUUUGCUAAAAGCAGUAUCUAGUGCACAUUGUUAAAUUUACAAAUGUUUAUAGAUUAAAGCUAUAACUUCCGCUUUUAUGGAAGUAUGGGUAAGUUCCAAAAUGGCGCAGGAGAUCUUGAAUUCAGAAUAAAUAAAAUUUACUAUGGACCAGGACAUAUAUAAGAUGGCACAGCGCUAUCAGAACCCAGACCUUAAUGCUUACUUGUCAGAGCAGGCUCUGACACAAGGAUUUAGUCUUGGGGGAACAUUUCCAGGACCUGGUGCACUGAGUCAGACCUCUCCGAGGACAUUCAGCUCUCUCCCUGCAGGGUAUGGACAACAUUUGUCUGAAUCCCAACUACAGUCUAUAGCUCAGAACACUUACAAAGGGCUGCCUGUUACCCAGACAACGUUCACAGAUCCCUACGCCAGCCUGAGACUCGCCACGCAGUCAAGUAAUGCACAGUAUUCUAAACCAUUGUUCAGUCAGGAUGUCAGUCUGUCCUCAAGUAUUGAGCAGCAGAAAUGGAGUCUGCCAACGUUCCUUUCUCAAAACCCAAACAUGAUUAUGAACUCAAAUUCUGUUGAGAUGCCUUCAGAGUUUCAAAGCUUGUCCGGUCAAGCCAUGUUAAAUCCACCCCCUGCUCACAUUCCAAAAACUUCAACCCUCAGUCAGCGCCUACAUUUCAGUGGGCCAGAUAUGUUUGUGAGGACAAGUAAAUCGCCUCCUGUUCAACUGCAGUAUGAUCACCGACAAUCAGGGACAGCCGUAUCCUUACAAGCCUUGUCAUACCACUAUCAGCAGCCAGUGUACCAGCACAAGGAGACCUUGUUGGACAACAGUCUCAAUUACGAGGCCGUCAGUCCAGCAACGACUCCUGAUCUUCAGCUGCAGGCUUCACAGCAUCAACAUCAGCAGCCUGGUGAGACCUAUAUGUCUCUCCAGGACCUUGCUUCCAUCAGCUCAACCCAGCAGAAGCUAGAUGUGAACCACUCGCCCCAGCAGCAGGGCAUUCAGAAGCGUCCCUCGCCCAUUGUACCAGAUAGGCAAAACAAGAUGCAUCAUAAAAUGCAGAAGCAGUCUAUGUCUCAGCAGGAGAUGUUUAAUGGGUCAGGUAUGCACCACAGUCCUCAGCAGUCACCAGUCAAUAUAGGAAGCCCACAUUUACAGAUGAGCAGCCCCUCCGUGUCCAUUCCAAAUUCAUCAAUCAGUCAAGCGCCACCACCUACUGUGCAAGCACCUGCUGAUUCAACAACGAAACCAAAGAAACCCCGACCAAGGAAGAAAAAGGAACCACCUCCUAAUGAAAGUAAAUCAGAUGGUAAUGAUCAAAUGUUUGGUCAACAGGCAAUGCUUAGUUCUCCAGAAUUAUCCCAAAGAGGAAAUGGAAAUGACUGUAUUGCAAAUCAGACUUACUUACACAAUCGUGCUCAACUGCCGCAGCAACACCAGUCGUACAGUACUGGCACUUUAAAUAAUACUGCUCAAAAUUCACCCUUACUUACAGGGCCAUUAGGUCAGCCAUAUAAAGCGCAACAGCAGCAUGUGUUAAAUUAUGCAAAAAAUGUGCCUUCCUCACCCCAUAUGGGUAACUCUAACUUAAUAAGACAACAAACUCAAACGUCCCCCUUAUUAAGUGACUAUCAAGAUACACAGGGCAGUUCUCAGAGCCAUACACUAUCUGAUGCAUUAAAAAUGAGCCAUGAGGCUGUGUAUCCUGGUCAGGGGCUCAUGUUUGAAAGUAUUAAUCCAUACGAAUCCUUUUCAAACCAGCUAGGAAUCGAAAGCAUGAAGCAUGAGAUGUACAACAGUGAAGAAAGCCAGUUCACACAAUAUGGGCAGUACGUGAGUCCAAACAAUGUGUUGGACAUGCAGAAUGUAUCCCUACAGUCUUCAACAAUUGACCAGGAUGCAUUUUCUAAUUUAAUGAGUGAUCAUUUUGAACGGGAGGCCUUGCAACAAAAGAGACAAUCAGAAGACAAACAGAGUUAUUACCCUUUAGAUGUUGCACAAGAUGAUGAGUUCUCACAUCUAGCAGAACCUGUUGUCGAGAAAAAAGACUGCAAAUCUCACAACCCAGUUCAAGGGUACGGCUCUGCUAAUACCAGCCAACCAGCCCCGCCCCCACCCGCUGCCCCUAAACCUAUGGUAGGCAACCCGGGGUCAUCCUUCAUGGAAUCUUUCCUCAGUUUUAUUCAGGGAAAGAAGCCGGAGACUUUGUCUAGCAUGAGUAGUGCCAUAAUUCAAAACAAACCUCAGCUACCAAAGUAUAUUCCUGAGCCCCCAAGGCCAAAACGUGUAGAGCCCCCUCAACUUCCCCUUCCUAGUGCUAAAUCAACCAAGAAUUGUGAUAACAAGAGUAAAGAUUCUUCUGUGACAUUUUCUGAUAGCGAUGACACUGAUGAAAGUCAGAGUUCUAAGGCAGUGCAAAAAGCUAUUUCUUCAUUGAACAAUGAUAAUGUGAAGAUCAGCACAAACAAAACUGGUGGUUUGACGAUGAAAAUAAAUCUAAAUAGUGUUAAAAAGGCGGAGGAAAAUGCCAAAAAGGCCCGACAGAAGAGGCCAAAAAAGCCUGCUAAGGAGAAGAAAUUCGGUCUCACUGAAGAUAUCAGGCAGGGAAACAAUGAAGAAGCAAGUAUUACUGAUGUACUACCAGCCAGGGAGUUGGCACACAGAAAAGCCAAGGAAGUUAAAGCUAAGUAUGUGAUUGACGAUGACAGUGAUUCGGACACGUUAAAGCCCAUCCGCAAACCAGGGGAGGAGAGUGACUCGGAGGCUUAUGACUCUGAUCGCGACCCUGUAUGGACGCCAUCUGCAGGCGACAAGAAACCAUCGGCCUUUGAAAAUAUUGAGUUUGAUGCCAAACGAAAGCGAUCCAAAGGAAGAGUUAAAAGUCAUUCCAGCAAGAGGGCGAGGGUAGGUGAGGGUAUGCAGACAGCAGCGGUCCACGAUGUGGUUGAGCUGGACAGUGGCAGCGAGGAGGAGCAGCUGGAGGGGGUACCACCCAUCACUGAGGACCUCAAGGUGGGUGAGUUUGUAAUGGAGAAGAAGGACCUGACCAACACUGAGAGCUUUCCCAUCUGGAAGAUUGAGAACGGCCGCAUGCUGCACAAGUUUGAGCUCGUCACAGAGAAUUCCAGGAUUCUGCACAGAUCCAUACCCACUUUUUCCAGCUGGCUGCCAAGCAUGCGUAAUGGUUUCCGGCACAUCAAGGUGCGCCACAUCUCACUCAGCGGGGACAAGGAGUGUGUGGAGGUCCUAGAGGACUACAGACCUAAACCCAACAUCGACAGCCAGAAGAAGGAUAAGUAUGAGGAGCACCCACUAGUAGGUCCUUUUAACGUGUACCUGCAGAUCUUCCUCAGUCAGGCCCUUGAACCAGGCUUCCUCCGCGCAAUCACCAAUGAGCAAUUCUACUUGGAUGCACUCCAGAAGAUAGACUCUGCAGUCACAGAGAGGCUGAAUGACAUGGACAGUAAAGUGCGAUGGAAAGAAAGGUUCAAGGAUGCAAUAAGGUCAAGGCCACACAUCAGGGAGUUGGACAGACCCAAUCUUAAACAGUCCUGCCAGGCCUGUGAAUUUGCAAGUCAGCCGGCCAUAAAAUCUGUGCAUUUAUUUGGAAAUCCAUAUGAUCGUUUUACAUUGGCAGACCUUCAACCAGAUGGACCAAACACGCCCAUGGAGUUCAUGAUUGGGAAGACUGCAGCUAAGUUUGUGAUGCCAUACCACAAUCUGUACCACUACAAGUACAACCUCUUCAAACGUUGUCAGGCAAAGGUGAAGAUUCUUCAGGACAGUCACACUGGUGACAAUGCUGUGAUCCUGGACCAGUGCCUACAGAACCGUAUAUGGGUGCUACAACUCUUUGGUGAUCUGAAGCAACUUCUAGAAAAUGGCUGACACCUGAAAGAAACAAAAAUGACAGCUUCAGUGUCAUCAGUUGGUAGCCGCUCAAAUGUGUUCACCACAUGUCAAGAUAUAUGCCACUUUCAGUAGUGCAUGUCUUGGUCUCUUGUUUAAGUCUCAUUUAUGUAGUUUCAAUCUUAAGGGGUGUGAUUUUUUUUCUGCUUUUCGCCGAUUGCCUCCCUUUCAAAGUCUGACUCAUUUUACAAAUUACAAUACACUUUGCUGGUGCUGGAUAUACAUGCAAAUGAAGAGUAAAGUUUAACCCUCUGAAAGGGGUAGAGAAUUUUCCUCCCCUGAGGUGGUUCUUACAUCACACCCCUGAAUCUUCCAUGUGCUAUGCAUGAGCUUGAUUUACCCAUCUCUUGAAUAUCACUUACAAUAUAUUUACACCUUGCAACAUAUUUUACUUACAAUUCAUUAAGUAACUUUUUACCUGCUGAACAUGUACAAGUUAUGGCAAUAAUAAUUCAUAUAUGAUAUUCAUGUGUCAAUUUUUGUCUGAAUUUGUGUUUGAUGAUCAAAGUGAGUAAUAAAGGUUUUAGAGAAUGAAAACUAUAAAAACCAGUAUCAGCUUUCUUGGAUUUCACUGUACUGCUUGCCUUUGUGGUAUGCGAUUUCAGAUAUUCAAUAUUUAUUACAUAAAUGUGUACAUAUAGCAGUUUGUGAUUUUUUCUCCUUUCAACUGAUUUUCUCUGUUUAAUGUCAAAAUAGUUAUUAAUUUUGCUGGACUCAAAUGCAAAUGAGUUCAGUUGAACCUUGUAAGGGGGUUGGGGGUAGGGCAUUGUUCUUAGGUGGCUCUUUAAUCACAAUCCUAAUAUAGGUGUUCAAUCUGAAAAAAUAUUAAGUGCAGAGCAGUUCUGUUGCCAAAAAUAUGCAUUUUGCAAAUUGAGAAGGAAAACUGUAAAAACAAAAGAAGCCCGUGCAAUCAACUUGAUAGUGUACUCGUGCCUUAUAACAAUUAGUGUGUGGUGUAUAAAUUUGUUUUCUUAAAACAUAAAAGAUGGCUUCUUAAUGGCGCAGCCACGAGUGAAAAUAUGUAUUUUUUGUGACCACGAGUCAAUUAAAAUCAAUAUUCCAUCGAAUCCAAUAAAUUUUCUUUUUAUUUUAUGCUUUUUUCACUGAUUUUUUAUAUUUACAUUGUAAAUUAGUUAAACUAGAUAAUUUCGCUGGAUUUAUGACGUCCUUGUCCAAAAAAUGACGUCAUUUCACAGUGAAAAAUAUCGAUAUUUUUCACUGCUUUUUUUCACUGUUCAAAACAGUGAAAUACCAGUUUCAUUUCACUGAUAUUUCUCUAUAGGCCAGCGGAAAGCAUAAAAUAAAUAGUUAAUAUAUAUUUCUAUUUAGGCUUUAACUGCCUAUGAUAUUUAUAGAAUAUUGUCAUUAAUUUUCUGAUAUGCAGAUUAAUUAAACUUUGUUUGCUUUUAAAGACUGCCAAAGAAACCUUUGUUUUGAUUUUUUAUUUAAAUGAUGGUUGUUUAAUAUGCAGAAAAUUUUCCUGUCUUAAGUUCUUAACAGGAGCUUUGUAACCCUUUUUUGUAUGCUACUCCCUACUGUUCAGUAUAAUUUAUUAGCUCGGUUGUUUUCGGAGAAAACCCAAUGUAUUGUCAUAGCCAGCUCGUCGUUGUCGUGUCGUCCGACUGCGUCAUGCUAAAACCUUCAAAAUUUUGCUCUACAAUCAAAGUGCUUCCACCUACAACUUUGAAACUUCAUAUGUAGAUGCACCUUGAUGAGUUCUACACGCCACACCCAUUUUUGGGUCACUAGGUCAAAGGUCAAGAUCACUGUGACCUCUAAAAAAAAAUCUGACAAGCUUUCGCAGCCGAGCGUGGCACCCUUUAUGCGGUGCUCUUGUUUUAAUAUUUGUUAUUUCAUUUCGUCAUCAAGGUAUUAUUAUUAAAGUUCUUCCACAAUUUUGCCAACAAGGCCAAGUUAAGAAUGUAUAUUUAAUGUUGAAAUCUCAUUAGUUGUCAACCAGAGAGCUUUACCUGGACAGUUAUUGAAAAUUGUUUUAGAAUUAAGACCUAUCCAAAUAAUAUAAAUCAACAUAUAUUGUUGAAUAUUGUUAGUUAUUUGUUUAUAGUUUAUUACAACAAAAUAGUUGGAUGUUAAAUGUUAGUUUUCGUUAGUUGUUUAUUUAUUCUCUCUUGAAUGCAUAUGUUUGUGUUGUUUUUUACAAGCCCAUUUUAAAAAAGGGUCAUAUAACGGGAACAUAUUAGGGGAGCGGUGUCCAGAAGAACGAUGUCCGCUCAAUACCUCAAAAAGUCGUCUUACAUGCAGACCUUACUUAAGAUUGCACAUAAAUUAUGUUAAUUAAAUAGUUGUGUUAAACAUGGAAUAUCUUGUUUAAUGGGAUUGCUGUGUUUCUUGUUGUAUCUUUUAUUUUGUGUGACAUCAUAACAAAUAUUAUUACAUCCUAUACAUAUCAAUUUAACCCAGACCUUUAACCAGGCGUAUUUUGAGACAUGUUGAAACCUGUGUUAUUUUUUGCUUUUAUUUUCUCAGCCUUUAGAAAGCCAUAUUGCGUUGUUAAAUGUUAGUGCUGGUUUCUAUGUUUCUUUUUUUUUAAAUAAAAAUUUUAAACUUCACCUUGUCUUUGAAAGAUACAAGUUUGCUAGUUGAAUUCAUAAUCCAACAAUGCAUCAUUUUUUUUCAUUAGUUGUGAUCUCAAAAUUUUGAAAAUGUAAAUGACAUGUUUCGCAUUUUUAUAUUCUGACGAUAUUCGCUACAUGUAUAUAUUCCUUAUAAUUGUACAUACAAUAUUCAUAUUGUUCAUAAUCCAAAUAAUUAGGUUUAAGUUAUUUUUCUAGUCUUUCUCUUUAUCUAUGUGAUUGUUGAUAGUUUAGACUGGUCUUUUGUUUUGUUUCUUCAUUUCUGUAAAACGUUAAUAAUUAUGGAAAAACAAACUUUUAAUAGACUGAAACUUGUAGUCUGUAUGCUGUUUUUUAAUGAACUGCAUCAUUGUUUUGUUUUUAGAUGUUCAAUUUAAUUAUACAGAAUCAAUUAUUUAAAAAAUACAUAAAUAAAGAAAGUCCUUGCAAUCUAUUAUGUUUUUUAUAAGUUCAUCCUCGCAUUUGUUAAGAAUCCUGCAUUGUUAUUGUAAAAUUUUCACAUUUUUAUGCCCCCCUUCGAAGAAGAGGGGGUAUAUUGCUUUGCUCAUGUCAGUCGGUCGGUCGGUAGGUCGGUCGGUCCGUAUACCAGGUGGUUGUCAGACGAUAACUCAAGAACGCUUGGGCCUAGGAUCAUGAAACUUCAUAGGUACAUUGAUCAUGACUUGCAGAUGACCCCUAUUGAUUUUGAGGUCACAAGGUCAAAGGUCAAGGUCACGGUGACCCGAAAUAGUAAAAUGGUUUCCGGAUGAUAACUCAAGAACGCUUAAGCCUAGGAUCAUGAAACUUCAUGGGUAGGUUGAUUAUGACUCACAGAUGACCCCUAUUGAUUUUGAGGUCAUUAGGUCAAAGGUCAAGGUCACGGUGACCCGAAAUAGUAAAAUGGUUUCCAGAUGAUAACUCAAGAACGGAUGCGCCUAGGAUCAUGAAACUUCAUGGGUAGAUUGAUCAUGACUGGCAGAUGACCCCUAUUGAUUUUGAGGUCACUAGGUCAAAGGUCAAGGUCACGGUGACCCGAAAUAGUCAAAUGAUUUUCGGAUGAUAAUUCAAGAACGCUUAUGCCUAGGAUCAUGAAACUUCAUAGGCAGAUUGAUCAUGACACGCAGAUGACCCCUAUUGAUUUUCAGGUCACUAGGUCAAAGGUCAAGGUCACGGUGACCCGAAAUAGUAAAAUGAUUUUCGGAUGAUAACUCAAGAACGCAUAUGCCUAGGAUCAUGAAACUUCAUAGGUAGACUGAUCAUGACUCGCAGAUGACCCCUAUUGAUUUUGAGGUCACAAGGUCAAGGUCACGGUGACCCGAAAUAGUCAAAUGAUUUUCGGAUGAUAACUCAAGAACGCUUUUGCCUAGGAUCAUGACACUUCAUAUGUACAUUGAUCAUGACUCACAGAUGACCCCUAUUGAUUUUCAGGUCACUAGGUCAAAGGUCAAGGUCACAGUGACAAAAAACGUAUUCACACAAUGGCUGCCAGUACAACGGACAGCCCAUAUGGGGGGCAUGCAUGUUUUACAAACAGCCCUUGUUUAAAUUUAAUUAAUGGUUCAUGUUGGUGUGUUUGGUUUGUAACAAAUCAUGUUAAAUGUUUUAACACUUGUUAAAAUUCAGGUUUUUAACUAUGAAAGAUAUUCUCUUGUCUGUUGCCAUUAAACCAGUUGUUUAUUUUGUAACAUGUUGUUGAGGGAUUUUUUAUGCUCCCUGAAAUAAAAUUUCGGCGGAGCAUAUAGCUGCCAGUUUGUCCUUCCUUACUAACUUCCUUCUGUCACACUUUUGCUACCGUUUCUUAUAGCGCCUUCAAUACUUUACCAAUCUCUUUCAUAUUUUGCAUGUAUGUACCUUGCAUGGACCUCUACCUUUGGAUGAGGUUUGAGGUCACUGGGGUCAGGGUCAAGGUCACCGAGGCUAAUAAUUGAUUUUUUUAGGUGUUUAUUAACACAUGCAUUGACAAAGCCCAUCAUCGGGGAUCAUCCGUCAGUUUCACUGAUAUUCUGGUUUUUCUUUUAAAUCGUUUUGAUUGUUAUUGCUUAUACAACUACAUGACUUGUAUAUGUAUUGCAAGUAUUUGCUAAUUGCAGACACUUCUUUUUCUGUCCCAUUUGUGAAUUGUACAAACCACUUUUCAUUUGAUAUUUUAAUAUAAAUCAAUAAUAUGUAAUGUAAUUGCUUACUCUGGACAAGGUCAUUGAUGUUUUGUUGUCCAAAAUACAGCUUUUGAACACAAUAUAUUCCCUAAUAAACAUAAAACAAAAAUCAAUCCCUACCUCUUCUGAGCUCAAUGUGCAUGUUUGGUCAUCAUUUGCUUUGUGAACACUCUAGAGACAGCAUUAAUUACCAAUAUUUAUCUAACAUGGUAAGAACAUCCGUAUGAUAUCUUUGCAAUGUUCUAAACUUGGCUGUACAGUGUCAGGAGCAAUUGUUAAAUUACAUGACAAAGCUUGUAGACAUACUACAGGCCACAUUAAUUGUACAAUAUUUCAAACUUUGUUUGAACACUUGUCAUGUGAGGACAAAAACUUUGUCACAUGGUUUAUCUAAAGAUUAUGGGUGGGAACACUAGGGGCCACAUGUAUUGCCCAACUGUAACAUAAGUAACUCAAAUAUUAUAUUGGCUGAGUGUGAAACUGGGUCACAUGUUGUUAUAAACUAGCCCACAGUGUUUAAUUAAAGAAAAAGCUUGUGAACAUUCUAAAAACUGCAUUUACAGUUAUAUCCCCAUGAAACUUUUUGAGAAUAUUUGUGGUAAUAAUUUCAGAAAUUCAGUAAGUUGUUCAAAACUGGGUCAUUGUUUAUCAAAAAACAAUGUCAUCAUAAAGAAAGAGCUUAAGAACACUACAUGUUGUUUAUUUUUGCGCAGUUUUCAUAUAUAUUUCUCAGAAAUAUGUUCCAAUGUUUUGCCUUGACAAGUGAGAUAUGACUCCUGUCCAUCGAAAACACACUGGCUACAUGACGUAGGGCUGUUUUUCUUCUGUGGCGAUAGUAAAAUAAUUUGUACAGCUAGAAGUCACAUUUUUUACCCACUCGUCAAGAAAAUUGCGCAGAACUUGAGUUAGGAGAUAUGGUGUUUACAUGCAGACCAAGCUUUGGAUCACUCAAAUCAAUAACUAAAACAUUUGAAACCUGUUAAAAAGCGACAUUGCAAAGUUGUGGGGCUUUGUUUUUCUUAAACUUCAAAAGGUUUUGCUGGGUGUUUAGCUUACUAUAUUUUAUUGUUACAACUUUGGGUUUAUUUCACAUAUUCUUGUGAAAUGUGACUGGUUGGUUCUGUUUAUUUCCUAUUUGUUAAAUAAAUAUUUAUACCUUCUAUUAUUUUACUAUCCAACACAUAUGUGCUUUCACUUUAGUCAAUAAAAAUACAUGUACAUUGUAGUAUGGGAAUCAGUUCAAACAUACAUUUUGAAUUAACAUUUCUCUCCAAGGCUAUUGGGAUGUUAGCUAAGUAAUUUAGAAUUGCUAGUAUUGCAUUUUAUGGUAUUUAACCAGUUCAUGGUAUUCAGUUUUUGUUGUUCAUUUUUUAAUGAAAAAUUCCCAAGCCAAGAUUUGUUAAAAAUGUUGAAUAUUAUAUAAUUUAUAUUUGUAAAUAGCCCAAUACCUGCUGCUUGUGGACAGCCCAUAGCAAAUAUUAGCAAGUUUAGUUACAAAAUUGUAGAAAUAUACUGUUGGGGAAUACAAUGCAUUUUUGAACUGUACAUAUGCUUUAUAUAAUUCUGUACAUUCAUUUCUCUGUGAUGCAUUACCCAAUGAAAUAAAUGUACUUUUUAUAUUCA
Molecule: messenger RNA, 10345 nt
Organism: Dreissena polymorpha
Lineage: Eukaryota; Metazoa; Mollusca; Bivalvia; Myida; Dreissenidae
Exons: 14
Coding region: 235-3972 (1245 amino acids)
Cellular component (GO): nucleus
Source: RefSeq, a predicted model, not a curated record